This is a messenger RNA of Clavispora lusitaniae ATCC 42720, 1248 nucleotides long. It is a transcript of the gene ERV46, whose product is annotated as Erv46p. The record is from RefSeq and is a predicted model, not a curated record. Lineage: Eukaryota; Fungi; Ascomycota; Pichiomycetes; Serinales; Metschnikowiaceae. Gene Ontology annotation, biological process: endoplasmic reticulum to Golgi vesicle-mediated transport; retrograde vesicle-mediated transport, Golgi to endoplasmic reticulum. Gene Ontology annotation, cellular component: endoplasmic reticulum; Golgi membrane; endoplasmic reticulum membrane.
AUGUCUUCCCGGCCGAGAUUGCUUUCGCUCGACGCCUUUGCGAAAACUGUUGAAGACGCGCGCGUGAAAACCGCGUCUGGUGGAGUCAUCACCUUGGUGUGCGUGCUAAUUGUGCUCUUUUUGAUUCGCAAUGAGUAUUCCGACUACAUGCUGGUGGUUGUUCGACCCGAGUUGGUGGUCAAUCGCGACGUGAACCGCCAGCUCGACAUCAACCUAGACAUCACUUUCCCCGAUGUCCCGUGCGGUGUCAUGUCCUUGGACAUUUUGGACAUGACUGGAGACUUGCACUUGGACAUUGUGGAAUCGGGCUUUGAGAUGUUCCGCGUGCUUCCGCUGGGUGAGGAGAUCAGCGACGAUUUGCCGCUUCUUUCCGGUGCCAAGAAGUUUGAAGAUGUGUGUGGGCCCUUAACCGAGGACGAAAUCAGCAGAGGUGUCCCAUGUGGCCCAUGCUACGGUGCCGUGGACCAGACCGAUAACAAACGCUGUUGCAACACAUGCGAGGCUGUUCGCAUGGCUUACGCUGUGCAAGAAUGGGGCUUUUUCGACGGAUCCAACAUCGAGCAGUGCGAGCGUGAAGGUUAUGUGGAGAAAAUGGUGUCUCGUAUCAACAACAACGAGGGCUGCCGCAUCAAGGGCUCAGCGAAAAUUAACCGCAUUUCGGGCAACUUGCAUUUUGCACCGGGUGUGCCAUUGUCCCGGAACGGGCGCCACCUGCACGACUUGUCGUUGUGGACUAAGUACUCCAACAAGUUUUCCAUCGACCACAAGAUCAACCACUUUUCGUUUGGAGAGGACCCAUCUGCAUCCCGCCGCUUGGCCUCCACUGACGAUAGCCAGGAGCCAUCGAUCCACCCACUUGACGGUUUCCAUUUUGACUUGAAGAAAAAGAACCAUGUGGCUCUGUACUAUUUGUCGGUUGUGUCUACGCGUUUCGAGUUUUUGGACGGCAAAAAAGAGGCUGUAGACACCAAUCAGUUUUCUGUCAUCACACAUGACAGACCAAUCGUGGGCGGACGUGAUGACGACCACCAGAAUACCAUGCAUGCACAAGGCGGAGUGCCUGGUGCGUUCUUCCACUUUGAUAUCUCGCCGAUGAAAAUCAUCAGCAGAGAGGAAUAUGCAAAGACGUGGUCUGGAUUUAUUUUGGGUGUGGUCAGCUCUAUUGCUGGUGUUCUCACUGUCGGUGCCGCUUUGGACCGCUCGGUUUGGACCGCAGAGCAAGUUUUGCGGGGAAAGAAGGAUAUGUAA